AUGGUGGUGAUUUGGAUAAGGGGGAGACUGUUGGUGUCAGAGUUCAUCACGUUUUCCCUGCAGCUGGUCGGUGGGAAUGAUUCUCCUUGUGACAUUCUUGAGCGCAAAGAGGACUCUAUUGCUAUAUAUCAUAUCCACUUUGUCUAUGUUUGUAGAUCUUUCAAAUGUUGCAGUGGUUUCAAAUGGGAUAUAAAUACUGAAAAAUGUCUCCUCUGUGAGGUUGGGUAUCAUGGGAUAAAUUGUGCAGAGCGAUGUUCCUUCCCCUCCUUUGGAGAGGAAUGUCAGUUAUUCUGCAACUGCUCUGAAGUUCAGUGUAAUUAUGAAAAAGGAUGCUCAAAAGAUGGAAGUUUAGAAGGUAUUAUCAUGGAAGUGGUUACAACACCUGCUCCAAAGUCCAGGAUGACCCAUAAUAUCUCUGUUUCACUAAGAGAUGAUGCUGAUGUUAACAGAGGUUUUCCUUCACGAGACACUUCAUUCGUUCUAUCUACCACUCCAGACAUGCCUAAAGAAACGUCAAUUGAAAGUGACGCUGCAUCAAUGUGGAAAACGUUGAACGAGAAGAAAGUAGGUAUGGUUAUCAGCAUUACAACACUGGGACUACUGUUUGUUAUCUUAACAGUCAUGUACAUCUGGAUAUCUCAUCGCAUUCGUGUAGAAACAAAUAAUCGUGGGAAACCUACUGAAGAUUCAGAUGAAAACUCUGCAGUAUGAAAAACGGGUAAUCUGUUAUAAGGUGCACUGUAUCGGGACAGGUUAUGUAAUGCUUGUAUUUGUAUUAAUCUAUGCUUUGUAAUUGAUAGAAUUUUCAUAAUUUUAUUUGUAAACACUGACUUGGUGGUUGUUUUUCAAUCUAAAUAAUCAAAUUAGGAAUAUAAAUAGAUAUAUAUAUAGGCCAGGAAAACCUGUCUACUUUGGUUUAUGGUAUAUGUUCAAGAUGGUGGGUUUUUUUCAAGAUCCACAACGCCGAUUUUGCAAAUAUGCUAUAUUGUUAUUAUAGCAUUCUGAAGUAGACUUCAUAUUCUUAUAUAUUUGGUCGUAAACAGGUCACAUCGUUCUGCAGAUCAUUUUGUAUUGACUCAAACCGAAUUAUUCAUGAAAUAAAGAUAUGUAUUUUGAAAUUUCUGUUUACCCCUAGUUAUCUAUAAUAAAACAAGAUAGAGUUCAAUGUCGAUAAAAUGAUUUAUAAAGCAGACGUGAUUGUUUUCAGUUUUAAAAUGGAAUUCCGCUUUGUGUUCCGUUUUAAUGUUUGACUUGAAAUAUCUUAAUGACUUUUGUUCAGGUGAAUUUAUUUUAGGUCCUUUUCAUAUUAACUUUAAUGUUUCGAUGUAACACGUAACCCUAUUAGUUCUCGGAAUCUAGACGUGUGUAUUUAAUCAAUCUUUGGUAGUGAAACUGAGAACGUAGAUCUUGAUAAAGUCGUAAUAGAUAGUUCGAGAACAAAAGUGAACAAUGAAUCAGAAGAUGAAAGUGGUUUGAGAAAAAUGAACAAUAAGCCAGUAUGUCUUUACAAAACGUUAGCGUGAAGGUGUUUUACAAAUUGCGUGACAAAAUAUUAAUACUCGUAACAUGGAUGGUUAGCACCAAAACAGAACAUCACCAAGAAAUCGCAUUAGGAGAACAUGAAAUCUAGGAGAACAAGUGAAAGAGUUUCUGGUAACUAAUAUAUCAAUGACUGUAGUCUCCGUUGAUUUACGAUACUAGUAAACAGGGAUUUAUCACUACCUUCUCUGUGACAUACGUGCGGCAUAUUAUCCGUAAUUCUCACUUUAUAGAACUCCAUCAUUAAUUUGUUUCUAAAAGCACCAAUCAAACUUCACCUAAUAUCAUAACGCGAAUUAUCUUUAUUUUCUCUGUAUGAUAAUAUAUAUGUUUGCAGAUCUUUCCAAUGUUGCUGUGGUAGUGAUUACAAAUGAAAUAGCAAUAUUGUAUACGUAUGUGUGUGGAGAUCAAAAAGGCUUCAUCAGUCCAUGUACGAUGAUAUUUGGAAUUUGAUAUUAUAUAAAAGUACAAAAAAAAA
Messenger RNA from Ostrea edulis (European flat oyster), 2017 nucleotides. RefSeq lists its product as uncharacterized. The record is from RefSeq and is a predicted model, not a curated record. Bases 1 to 711 code for a protein of 236 amino acids. The transcript has 5 exons. Lineage: Eukaryota; Metazoa; Mollusca; Bivalvia; Ostreida; Ostreidae.